AAGUAGGAGGGAGGCAGGUUCCGUGGCCACUGAGCAUCUAGAGCGAAGUUUGAACUAGACACUGCCUUCCUCCUGAAGUCCUCAUUUAGUCACCAGCAGCAACAUGUCUCUUCAUAAGACAGUAACCAGUUACAGCACCAUCGGUGGCUCCAACCGGCUUUCCGGCGGGCUGCCACGGUACUCCAGUGCGUCUAUGCAGGGCUACAGCUCCCGGCCGCGGGCCAGCGCCUCCACCAUGAGCUACAGAUGCGGCAACGGUCUGGGUCUGGGUCUGGGUCUGGGCUCCAAGAUUGGUCUUGGCUCAACCUAUGCUGCCAGCUCCUUCUCCAUCAUGCCAGGCGGUUGCGUCGUCAACAACGAGAAGGGCACCAUGCAGGAAUUGAACGACCGUCUCGCCAGGUAUCUGGAGAAGGUCCGUACACUCGAGCAGUCCAACAAGGAGCUGGAGAUCCAGAUCCAGGCGCUCGCCUCCACCAACAACUAUGAAGGCUUCGACUGGUCCACCUACAACAGCGCGGUCAUACCUCUGCAACAGCAGAUCGUCAAUGCCAUGCUGCAGAAUUCCCGUAUCGCUCUGGAGACGGACAAUGCCAAACUGGCCGCAGAGGACUUCCAGUGCAAGUUGCGCACGGAACAGUGUCUCAGGAUGUCGGUGGAGGCCGACAUAGAUGGUCUCCACAAUCUGAAGGCCACCUACCUGCAUUUGCACGAGAACCUGAACCAAGACAUUGUCGGGCUGGAGGAUGAGAUCGCCUUCCUGAAGAAGAACCACGAGGAGGAGCUCAGGAUGUUGAGGCAACAGAAGACACAGGACAUAGAAGUGCAGGUGGACUCCGAACCAACUGAGAACUUGGAUCAGAUCCUGGCUGAUCUCAGGGCGAAGUACUCAAAGCAAGCCGGUGACAACAAGGCAGCCAUGGAUACAUGGUACCAGGAGCAGCUGAAGAUUAAAGAAACAACAGUCUAUCAGAACGACCAGGCUCUGGAUGGGGUCAAGAAUGAGAUGAGCCAAUAUCGACGCCAGUUGCAGGACCUUGACAUGGAGUACAGCAGUUUAAUUGGAACCAUCAACGCUCUGCAGAACAGCCUGAACCAAAUCGAGGGAAAUUACGACAUGCAGCUUCGGAGUCUGCAGACCAGGAUCGCACAGCUGGAGUGUGAGCUGGGGAGUAUCAGGAAUGAGUUGCUACACCAGAACGAGGCGUAUGAGUCCCUCCUGAACAUCAAGAUGCAGCUGGAGUCUGAGAUCGCACAGUACAGAAUGUUGCUCAGCGGAGGACAGUGCAUCAAUACCUCUGGAGGCUCUUCAUCGCAAGUCUCACAAUCCUAUUCCAAGGGUCCAGCUUCUUCUGUGACCACAACAAAGGUUAUCACAGAAAAGGUGACGUCUAGGUACUAAGGAGAGAGACUGGCCCCGUGGCUCUAUCCGAGGCGGUGGACUGAGACCCCCUCACCAACUCCCCACAUCUCCAUCUGUUUGCCAGGACCACCACUGGGGUGUCUGGCAUCUCGCGAGCUGAUCUCUGCCCUGUGCUGCUCCCUCUUGUCCCGGGAGGGGCAUGGGAAGGAAUUUCACCAGCUGCACACGGACCAUUGCCGGAUUCAACACCUGGAUAGCCACGGAGAGAAGAGGUCCAACCUGUGUCCUCCCCGCCUCCACCCCCUCGCUUCAGCUGCUGCUUGUGGCUUUAUUAUAAGAAGCUCCGGCCCACACCCUCCCACCAUCCCCACCUCCCUCAGGCCACAUUUACACUGCAGGAGCUGUCCAAGGUGCUGAUCCACACCCUGGCUGUCAGCUGCAACACAACCCUGGAUCCAAUGCACCUACAGAGUGCUGGAGUCCCUCAGUCAGUCAGGCAGCAUCUCUGGGGAAACGUGUAGGAAGGAACUGCAGAUGCUGGCUUAUGCCGAAGAGAGACACAAAGUGCUGGAGUAACUCAGCCGGUCAGGCAUCUAAGGGUGUGUUUGUCCUUUGGUCUGAAGAAGGGUCUCGACCCGGAAAGUCACCCAUCCUUUCUCUCCAGAGAUGCUGCCUGACCCGCUGAGUUACUCCGACACUGUGUGUCUAUGGCCAGCAUCUCUGAAGAACGUUGAUGGGUGGUUUUGGAUCAAGACUGAUUUUGGGAGUGGGGGGGGGGGGGAGAGAAGAAAGCUGUGGAAAUGAAUGAAGAAAGGGGGAGACCUUUCUCCUCCCCUCCCCCAACCCUCCUAUCCCUCCCCUCCAACAUUCAUUCUGAAGAAGGGUCCCGACCCGAAACGUCACCAAUCCAUGUCCUCCAGAGAAGCUGCCUGGCUCAUUGAGUUACUCCGGCGCUUUGUGUCUUUUUGCGUAUUAACCAGCAUCUGCAGUUCCUUCACUGGCAUCCCGGGGGCUAAUUCACAACCCGCAGCGGCUGGCAUUUGGCCCAUCAUCUCCCUGUUGGACCAGUUCCCGAUAAAUCUGGCUGAGUGCCAGGGAGACUUGUCCUGGUGAUCCAGGUGGUGAUGAGUUCUGGACCCAGGCUCCUGUGUGUGACCAGCCUCUCUCCAUCCCCUCCACGACCCACGGACACUCCUAAACCCCUCCCAUCCCCUCUAUGCUUGCAUUUUGCUCAAAAUCAAUAAAUACUCUUAUUCCCAGCC
This is a messenger RNA of Leucoraja erinaceus (little skate), 2622 nucleotides long. RefSeq names its product keratin, type I cytoskeletal 18-like. The record is from RefSeq and is a predicted model, not a curated record. The transcript is spliced from 10 exons. The coding region runs from base 104 to 1399 and encodes 431 amino acids. NCBI's taxonomy places the organism in Eukaryota, Metazoa, Chordata, Chondrichthyes, Rajiformes, Rajidae. Gene Ontology annotation, molecular function: structural molecule activity.